This is a messenger RNA of Knipowitschia caucasica, 1374 nucleotides long. NCBI's taxonomy places the organism in Eukaryota, Metazoa, Chordata, Actinopteri, Gobiiformes, Gobiidae. The record is from the annotation of a GenBank genome assembly.
AUGACUGUUAUCAUAACAUGCCCGUGUCAUUGUCAGACAUGUGUGAUUGAGGCGGACAAACCCGGAAGAGCGUCAGCCUGCGUCACCGUGGGCGCGGUGCUGGAUCCACCAAUCACACUGGAUUUCCUGCAAGUUAAGCAUCUUAAAAGAAAGAGAAAAAGUAAUUACAGUGUGAGAGAGACACAGACUCUCAUCCGAGAAAUCCACAAGAGGAGCAAUGUCCUGUUUUCCAGACAGCAGAACACCGCCAUCAAUGAGCUGAAGAGACAGGCAUGGGAGGAGGUUGCCCGAGGAGUCAACUCACUUGGUGAAGGAGAGCUCCGAACUGCAGCUGAAGUAAAGCGGCGUUAUCUGGACUGGCGUUCCCUGAUGAAACGGAAACAGCUCCAGGCCGAACUGUCCCUGUCCUCCUCCUCUUCCUCCUCGCUCACACUGAAGUCUGAAUAUGAAGCAUCUUCUCCAGAGGCUGCGUCCCUCACCUCGUCCUGGGACCAGCUGUUGGACCUGUCUGCACUGCCCAAAGACACCCACUGCGACUGGUCAGAGCUCAGCCUGGGGGAUCAGGGCGGCCAGGCCAUGAUAGCACCUCUGGGUGUCAAGAUGGAAGAGGACGUCUGUGAAUACAGGCUGGACUGCGAGGGGGACGUGGGCGACGGGGAGAUAGACGAUGACGACAUCCCCUCCCUGCUCAGCGAUAUGGAGUCUCGUGGAGAGGGUCACUCUGCUGAAAUCUACUCCAGCAGUGACCAGGGCCUCCUCAGCUCCUCCAAGGGCCCCACCUCAACUACCUCCACGAACCGGGACGUGACCCUCAACAGCCUGCUGGGGUACGCCCUGCCCGGGAACGCCCUGAGCGACAGCAUGGAGCCUGGCGGGAUCUUGGUGGCGGUGGAGAAGCAGAGGCUGGAGGUGGAAAAGCAGCGUUUGGCCAUCGAGUCCGAGCGCCUGGCGGUGGAGAAGGAGCGUCUGGUGGUGGAGAAGGAACGCCUCCGUCAAAGCAAAACCGAACAAGAGAGGCUGCAGCUGGAGAAGGAGAGGCUGCAUGUGGAGAGGGAGAGACUCAGGCUGAUGCUCAUCAACCAAUCAGAGCACGUCGACUCGUCCCUCAGCCUGCCGCCGCAACAGGGCCCGCCCACAUCCUCCACAUCCUCCAAUCCGGACGGGCCGCUCGGGGAGGGGAAAGAGGGCAGAGGCUGGCUGUCGCUGGUGGAUCUGGAGGCGGAGAGGAUGAGGCUGGACCAGGAGCGGCUUCAGCUGGAAAAGGAGAGACUGCAGUUCUUCAAGUUCGAGUCGCGGAGACUGCAGAUCGAGAGAGAGCGCCUCCAUGUGGAGAAGGAGAGAAUGCAGCUACAUAUAGACCACCAGAACCACUGA